AUGCAUUCUAUUAUCUACCUAAUUACUAUUUUCAUUGCAUUCUUCGAAAAUGCGCAUGCAUUUGUCGACAUUGCCACUCUCUUGGACGACGACGACAGUAGAAUAACAACCUCACAAAUUCGAAGGAAACGUAAUGAUGACGAGGGCGGCAACGGCUUCAAGGAGAGGUGUCGCCAGAUAUCCAACCUCUCGAAGCUCAUUGCGGAUGCGGAAAACCAAAUCAUACUCGACGAAAUUGCAGCUGAGAGCGAGAAGGGUUUCAUGAAAGUUGAAGAGUUCAAGAUGAAGGCAGCAGAGGCAGUUACAAAGCUAGCAGCUUUGGAGGCCACCCCCGCCAUGAUUGAGGAGUGCAAAUUUACCCAGCCGACAAGAAAUGACAAGAGGGCCUGUCGAGCCAUUAGAAGGCUUCCAAGAGUUGCUGGAAGAUACAGAUAA
Molecule: messenger RNA, 435 nt
Organism: Aaosphaeria arxii CBS 175.79
Lineage: Eukaryota; Fungi; Ascomycota; Dothideomycetes; Pleosporales
Exons: 1
Coding region: 1-435 (144 amino acids)
Source: RefSeq, a predicted model, not a curated record